Molecule: messenger RNA, 3004 nt
Organism: Colletes gigas
Lineage: Eukaryota; Metazoa; Arthropoda; Insecta; Hymenoptera; Colletidae
Gene: Pitslre
Product: cyclin-dependent kinase 11B
Exons: 8
Coding region: 300-2870 (856 amino acids)
Biological process (GO): protein phosphorylation; regulation of mitotic cell cycle
Cellular component (GO): nucleus
Molecular function (GO): cyclin-dependent protein serine/threonine kinase activity; ATP binding
Source: RefSeq, a predicted model, not a curated record
UUUUACAGAAAGAGAAUUUGGUCAAUGGACGGUACGUGAUGCGAUAAAUUCAUCGCUCGAACGCAUCUUGUUUGUUUCUUCGUGGAUCAAAGGUCGAAAUAUGUAUGUACGAAUGUGAAUUAAAUCGAAUAUUAAGAAGGAAGUUAAUUAUAUUUUUCAAAUUUUAUUUAUUCAAACAUGAUUCACGUGCGAGACGUGAAAUUUUCGUGGCCAUAGCGAAUAUUUGUAUUUCAUUUUCCGUUCGUUGGUAAUUAUGCGCGGAGAACUGUUAAUUGAAAGUGAAUAUAUUUAUUCGUAACAUGUCAGGAAACAGGCUUGACAUGGAUAUUGAUAAUCAAAGUGAAGAUGGAGAAAUAAAGAAAAGCCCGUCGAAGGAUAUGGAUGAUUUUAGUUUUUCAGAGGAGGAUGGCGGGGAUACUGCCGAUUCUCUGGAUAUAAAACCACCACAGGCUAUUGUUCGACAUCAUAAGUCUAACUCGUCAAGAAGAAGAGACAAGCAUAGCGAUAGGAGGGACCGUAGGGAAGAAAAGGAACGAAAAUCUCGGCAUCAUGAUCGAGGGGAAGACAGACACAGGGACAAGCACAGACACCGUAGGCAUGGCAUUGACCUUUUAGAAAGAUCAGAGCGUUCUGAAGGUUCCAAAAGGGAUAGAGAAAGAAUGGAAAGACUAGAAAGAAUAGAAACUCAUAGGGAUAAGGAAUCUAGACACGAUAGAAAAGAGAGGACCACUGGUGAUCGUGUUUUAGAGGAUUUAAGAGAAAGAUUAUUGGAUAAGAGAAGAGAGAGACGGGAAGAUUCGCGGGACAUUCGUGAUUACAAAGCGGAUACUCGCAGAGAAAUCCGUAUGGAGGAUCCACGCGAGGCCCGUGAGCGCAGAGAGAGAAUGGAAGAUCUACGAGAGCGUCGCGAGUUUCGUGCUAUCGUAGACGAUAUGAGAGAACGUCGUGAAAUUCGUAUUGAUGAUCAUAGGCACAUAAGAUCGAUGGAAGAACAAUAUUCUGAAACGGAGCUCAUUGAACGACCCGAGAGAAGCGAGAAGCGUCAUAAAAGAUCGCAUAAGCACGAUCGACUACGCGAUAGGGACAGAGAGAAAGCCGAACGAGAAAAAGAACACAGAGAGAAACAAUUGCGCGAAGCGAUGGAACUUGUUACCGAGGAAGCCGAUGAAAUGGAGAUUAACGAAAUACCGAUUCAGCCAAAGGAUCCAAAGGAAAUGACUGAGCAAGAACUCAGGAAAGAAAGAUUAUUAGAAGCUGAUAGAGAGAUGGCCAGGAGGAAGGAAGUCUCUAGAUUGGAAUUAGAAGCACGUCGAAUGAAAAGAGGAGAGAAACGACCUUUAAGUCCCGAGAACAAUCAAGAUCCGUCCGUCGUAGAACUGUCGGACGAAAGUCCAAGUCCUGUUCACUCGGACGAAGUUCGUUCGAAAUCCGUGGAGUCCCGGCGUUCAUCCGACGGUCAGAGAAGUAUACGUGAAAGAUCUUCAGAUAGACAUUCUUCUGAUUCGUCUGAAUCCAGCAGCGAGGAUGAUGAUGAAUCUAACGAUUCGAACAAAGGAUCUAAUGCCGAUUCCAACGAUGGUUCUGAUUACAAUAAUCCGAGCCCUUUGUCCGUUGAUCGGUUAGCUAAGUCUGAUCAUUCCGACGGGGACUCACCCGGACACGUUGAUUCAAAUGGCGCGACCAAGACCGUAGAGGAAGAAGAAAAGAAAGAGGAAGUGCCCGAAUUACCUCCAUAUCUGCCAGCAAUUCAAGGUUGUAGAAGCGUAGAGGAAUUUCAAUGCUUGAAUCGUAUCGAGGAAGGUACAUACGGUGUCGUGUACAGGGCGCGUGACAAACGCACAGACGAAAUUGUUGCUCUGAAGCGAUUAAAGAUGGAAAAAGAGAAGGAAGGAUUUCCGAUCACCAGUCUCCGUGAAAUAAAUACUCUGUUAAAGGCGCAACAUCCGAACAUCGUUACUGUCCGUGAAAUAGUCGUCGGUAGCAAUAUGGAUAAAAUAUUUAUUGUAAUGGAUUAUGUAGAGCAUGAUCUGAAAUCGUUGAUGGAAACAAUGAAGCAGAAAAAGCAAGUUUUCAUACCAGGAGAAGUCAAGUGUCUUAUGCAACAAUUAUUACGAGCGGUGGCGCAUUUACACGAUAAUUGGAUACUUCAUCGUGAUUUGAAAACGUCGAAUUUGUUGCUAAGUCACCGAGGCAUCUUGAAGGUUGGUGAUUUUGGUUUAGCGCGAGAAUACGGUUCUCCUUUGAGACAGUAUACUCCGAUUGUUGUAACACUUUGGUACAGAGCUCCUGAAUUGCUAUUGAGCGGAAAAGAAUAUAGUACUCCUGUUGAUAUGUGGUCCGUGGGAUGCAUUUUUGCGGAAUUACUAAGAAUGGAAGCAUUGUUUCCAGGUAAAUCUGAGAUUGAUCAGUUAAAUAGGAUAUUUAAGGAACUAGGUACGCCGAAUGAUCGAAUAUGGCCAGGAUAUAGUAAAUUACCAAUGGUGCAGAAAAUUCCGUUUGCUCAUUACCCCGUAAACAAUUUGAGGCAGCGUUUCAGCCUAUCUCUGUCGGAUUUGGGCAUCGAGCUGUUAAACAAAUUCCUUACAUAUGAUCCUCAACAACGAGUAACAUCAGAAGACGCCUUGAAACAUGGCUAUUUCACGGAAGCACCCUUGCCAAUCGAUCCUCAGAUGUUUCCCACGUGGCCAGCCAAAUCUGAGCUCGGUGUUAGGACAGCAAACGCUUCUCCUAAACCACCAAGCGGUGGUAAAGAGUACAAACAAUUGGGAGAUGGCGAUGAUGCUGAUUUAAGUAAUUCUGGCUUUCACAUGGGCCUCACAGAAGGUGGAAGGCAGCCGCCUGUCGGCGGCGGUUUUCACUUAAAGUUUUAAAUGGUUACAACACAUUUUGCGAGUGAAUCGAAUCCACGAGUGACUGCGCUUUUCUACGAGAAAUAAACUUUGUACAUAUAUUUCGAAAUAUUUUAUGUUUCACAUUUCGAUUGUAAUAUUAAACUAAUAUGAAA